GCUCAUGUCAUGCUGACCGUCCUGGCCUAUACUCAGCUACAAACAUGUCAAUUAUUGAGGAUAUUUACAAACGCUGUCCCCGUCGUGAUCCCAAGAAAGCUACAGAGGAUUUGAAGGCAGCCUCUGAGGAUUAUCCAAAGGGAAAGGCGCUUUCAGAAGAAUUACAACUUGACCGUAAACGUUUGAAGGACGAUUCAUAUAUGAGGCCUCGCAAACUAUUCUAUGGAUUCGGAGUGAACAUCCAGGACUUCAUUGAUUAUCACCAGAGGUACAAUCUUCCCCGACCGCCUCCUGAAGAUGAUCGGUCGCUGUUGUGGUUGUAUAUGAUGGACCAGGUGCUGGAAGACUUGAAGAAAACUUGCCACUUCUAUAGAUUCAAGCGUGAACUAGCCAUAUCAGUUUAACACCGGUACAUUCUGGCCAUCUAUGAUUCAUACACUUUUGACCACGGGGAAAUGGACAACGACACGGAACAGCGGAUAUAUGGAGAAUUGAGGGAGAGAAUGGAUGUGUGUAAGAACCAGGAACCGCGAUGGUUUCGUCCUUUUCUCGUCGAGGAUAUUCCCUUCAAAAUCCUGUUGAUCAGUCUAUUCUAAUGCUCCCCUCUGCUUUCGUCAAACAUUGAAUUGUCACAUAUUCUCUCACCUUUGUUCAAUUGAACUGUACA
Messenger RNA from Lentinula edodes (shiitake mushroom), 667 nucleotides. RefSeq lists its product as uncharacterized. The transcript is spliced from 3 exons. The record is from RefSeq and is a predicted model, not a curated record. Lineage: Eukaryota; Fungi; Basidiomycota; Agaricomycetes; Agaricales; Omphalotaceae. Bases 45 to 404 code for a protein of 119 amino acids.